ACAAGGAAAUUGCUAUAAAGGAGGCUCCCGGGCGACCAAAUUCGGUCGCACAUAUUCUCAGCUACCGAAGAAGCUUUGCGAGUUCCCUUUUCCCUCACCCAAGAUGCAGAUCUUCGUGAAAACCCUCACUGGCAAGACCAUCACCCUAGAGGUUGAAUCCUCCGACACCAUCGACAAUGUUAAGGCCAAGAUCCAAGACAAGGAGGGGAUCCCCCCCGACCAGCAGAGGCUCAUCUUCGCUGGUAAGCAGCUCGAAGACGGCCGCACCUUGGCCGACUAUAACAUUCAGAAGGAGUCCACCCUCCACCUCGUGCUCCGCCUACGUGGUGGUAUGCAGAUCUUUGUGAAGACUCUCACCGGCAAGACCAUCACCCUCGAGGUCGAGAGCUCGGACACGAUCGACAACGUUAAGGCCAAGAUCCAGGACAAGGAGGGCAUCCCUCCGGACCAACAGAGGCUGAUCUUCGCCGGCAAGCAGCUCGAGGAUGGCCGCACCUUGGCCGACUAUAACAUUCAGAAGGAGUCCACCCUCCACCUCGUGCUCCGCCUACGUGGUGGUAUGCAGAUCUUUGUGAAGACUCUCACCGGCAAGACCAUCACCCUCGAGGUCGAGAGCUCGGACACGAUCGACAACGUUAAGGCCAAGAUCCAGGACAAGGAGGGCAUCCCUCCGGACCAGCAGAGGCUCAUCUUUGCCGGCAAGCAGCUCGAGGAUGGCCGCACCUUGGCCGACUAUAACAUUCAGAAGGAGUCCACCCUUCAUCUGGUGCUGAGACUCAGGGGAGGUAUGCAGAUCUUCGUCAAGACCCUCACUGGAAAGACCAUCACCCUGGAGGUUGAGAGCUCUGACACGAUCGACAACGUUAAGGCAAAGAUCCAGGACAAGGAGGGUAUUCCACCGGACCAGCAGAGGCUUAUCUUUGCUGGCAAGCAGCUCGAGGACGGUCGCACCCUGGCCGAUUACAAUAUUCAGAAGGAGUCCACUCUUCACCUGGUGCUCCGCCUCCGUGGUGGCCAGUGAGCUAAUGCCCUGCUCAUCCGCCGCCGCUGCUGCAUUGUCCUGGAGUCUUAUGUGAUCCGUGUCUGUUGGUCUGCAUUUGGUUGGAGUCUGUUCCAAGUGUUCUUAUGUCGAUGUUCGACAUCAUGUCUCUGUGUUCGGUGUUUGUCGUCGGUUCAAUAAUAAACUGCUGUCACGAUAUGCGACGCCACUUAUGCUAAUAUGACAGGCUUCGAUGCUUUCAAUAA
This is a messenger RNA of Musa acuminata subsp. malaccensis (wild Malaysian banana), 1245 nucleotides long. Lineage: Eukaryota; Viridiplantae; Streptophyta; Magnoliopsida; Zingiberales; Musaceae. The record is from RefSeq and is a predicted model, not a curated record.